This is a messenger RNA of Cynara cardunculus var. scolymus (artichoke), 2326 nucleotides long. RefSeq names its product E3 ubiquitin-protein ligase MBR2-like. NCBI's taxonomy places the organism in Eukaryota, Viridiplantae, Streptophyta, Magnoliopsida, Asterales, Asteraceae. Bases 234 to 2012 code for a protein of 592 amino acids. The record is from RefSeq and is a predicted model, not a curated record. Gene Ontology annotation, molecular function: ubiquitin protein ligase activity. The transcript has 7 exons.
UAUCUCUCAUUCUCAUUCUCAUUCUCAUCUCCUCCAAACCCCUUCUUCUUUGCCUCAAGAAUCUCAUUAAUUGAUUCUUCGUUUUCUUCAUAUAUAUGUAUAAAGUGAAAACACAGGGGUAAUCUCAUCAUAAACCCGUUUCAAGAUCUUCUAAUGCUUACAUAGAUCCAUCGCUCGUCGUGUUUUUCAGGGUCUUUGAAGAACUUGUGUUUCAUAAACCGUUGUUAGUUCUAAUGCAAGGGCAGAAGGGCGGUAGUAUUGGUUCUUUACCAGAAACCUUAGGCUUGGAACAUGGUUAUACUUCAAGUGAAUCUUCAAGUGUAGUCGAGCAGCAAAUUUGCUGGAAUAACUACAUACGGAAUCCUCCAGCAAACUAUAUCUCGCCUACUAAUACAAGUGAUAUGCAUACAAAUCAAGAAAGUCAAAAUGUAAGCAUGUGGACCAUGGGUGAAUCCAGUUCCAGUUCUGUGCCGAACCAGACUACUGCUCCUCAUAAUGUUACUGUGAAUCCAUCGACUUCUAUUGGCAUCAAGCCUUCAAAUCAUGCCGAAACUUAUGUGGGUUCAAAUACUACUAGUUCUACUUCUUUUUCCAACCCUUUGGGACGACAAUUACAAUUACCCUCUAAAAGAAAAGCAGUGGAAUUGGGUCAGGGAUCGUCUUCCGGGGUCGGAAGUUCAAGCAUGUUUCAGCGGCCCGAGGGGAGUACGAGUAUUUGGCGUUCGGUUACGGAACGUUCGCCACCGGUUAAUGUAAUGCAUUCGGAUCAGAUUAUUCCGAGACUUGGAUUGGGUGUUCCUUCUGAUAAUCAUGCGGUGGAAAACACUAGUCGUAGAAACGUUCGAAUAAGGAUUAAUGCUUCCCGCCAACAAGAUCCAUUGCCAUUGCCGGCUACUAAUAAUAGUAAUUUGCAAUCGAAUCUUUCGGCUCCGUUUCCCUCUUUGAGACUUAAUCCAGUAGAUUUAAGAUCAUCACCACCGGUGGCAACAACGGUAGAGAAUUCAUCAAGUCAACCUACAUUGCAGCUCCCGGCAUUGAGAAGGAAUUUGCAAGUAUCGUCUAGGUGGAGUAGGAGUUUAGGCUCCUCGAGAGCUAAUCGUCCGGCGAAUAUUGAUAUUUCGGGAGAUUACAUUAGAACAAAUAUUUCGGAUCAUCCUAUAUUUGUUCAGCCAAAUGACAUUAGAAAUGCUGCAAUUAACUGGAGUUUGAAUGGCGGUGGAGGGAUUGUAGGCAACAAUGGAAACGGUGAUGCUGCCUCUACUAGAACCCGCUCGAACUCUGUGCCGGCUGCAUCAUCCAAUUUGGGUCCACAUCGUAGUUCUCCUUCUAGAAGACUCUCGGAAAUUAUUCGUCAGUCUUUAUUGUCCUCCUCCAUAGAUUCCGGUGGUGGUGGAGGGCAAGGCAGUAAUCUUCUCUCUAGAAUCCCACCGGCUGCAGGUACUCCGUCACAAGUUGGUCGUCAUCAUCAUCUACCUCACCCGAGAUCCUCAGAGAGACAGCUUGAUGGUGCUUUCGGAUUCCCCUAUCUGGCACGAUCAGGGGCUGCUGGAAGUGAAGGAAGAGGCAGACUAGUGUCCGAGAUUCGCAAUGUCUUGGAUCUUAUACGCAGAGGAGAAGGUUUGCGAUUUGAGGAUGUUAUGAUCCUAGAUCAAUCGGUCUUUUAUGGGAUGGGUGAUAGGCACAGAGAUAUGCGGCUUGAUAUCGAUAACAUGUCUUAUGAGGAGCUACUGGCGUUAGAAGAGCGCAUUGGAAGCGUCAACACUGGAUUGACCGAAGAAACCAUUUCCGGAUGUCUUAAGCAGAAAACUUAUGCCACCGUGCCAGAUGCUGAACCGUGCUGUAUAUGCCAGGAGGACUACAAGAAUGGAGAUGAUAUAGGAGGAUUGGAAUGUGGGCAUGAUUUCCACAGAAGCUGUAUUAAGAAAUGGUUGGUUCAGAAGAACUUGUGCCCGGUUUGCAAGUCGGCCGCGAUUGCUGCUACUGCUACUGCUACUGCUGCUGCUGCUGAAUGAGAGAGAGCUACUGCUACUGCUACUGCUACUGCUACUGCUGAAUGAGAGGACAAUUGUUUCAUCAAAAUAUGAAAGAAAAACAAGGUAAGAUGGGUUUUUGAGGCAGACAAUAAAGGAGACAGGGGUCAUGUCUGAAUGAAAGGUAGAAAGAAGUAAUGGCGUUUAUUUAACUUGUUAUCAAGAUUUUGUUUUAAUUUUAUCCUCAUGGAGUGAAUGAUUAAUUGAAUUUUUGGUGAAAUGGGCAUAUUUUUCCAUAGAAUGGUAUGAGAUUACUUAUAAGAUGAAUGAAUGCAGCUUGCUUGUUGGUUUGCACC